GAUGGGGAAGUGAAGUUUGUUGAGAAGGAAAAGCAAAGUGAUUGAAAAGCGAAAAGAAAGGAAGAAGGGAAGUGGGAGCAUUUGUUUUGUUGUGCAGAAAACAGCACCACUCCUUUCGGUGUCAAAGGAAUCCGAGCCUUUAGCCGCCGCUGGUGCUGUGAUUCCGGUGACGCAUCCAAUUCUCUCGCAUAAUUUACGUACUUAUUUUUCGCCGAUUUUGGUUACAUGAAAUCCCAAACUCAAAAUGGACCGAACCAGAAGAUCAUCCUCAUCCAUGCCUCCCAAUGCCUUCCCUAGACGCCGUCACCCUACUAUUUCUCUCCGAGGCUCUUUUCAGGAAGGAGCGGUGGAGUUGCAAGAGACGGUGAGGUUAAAGGCCAAUAAGAGGGAUAGGGAUUGGUCAAAGAGGAAGAAAGGCUCUAACUCCCACAGUACCGAAGAAGAGAGUGUGGGAAAUGAAAGCCACGAAAUUCAAGACUCGCGCGUGCUUUCUCCCAAUACUGCUUCGUCCGCAUCCGAUCAAAACCGUCGGGGGAGGACCUCUACUUCCUCUCCCUUACGGCCGUGGAACAUAACCGAUGAAGUAAUCGGUGCCACUGUCCCAAGGAGGACUCGUUCAGUUUCUGUGAAAAGGCCGCAUCACCAUUUGGUCGAAGAACAGAGUGCUGAAGCUCCAUCGCCUUCCUCUUCUAAUGUUUCUCCUCCCAAGAAGAUGAAAUCGAUUGGGAUUCCGCAGAGCGCUACCCAGGAAGACAUCGAGAUUGAGAUAGCAGAGCUUCUCUACGGUUUAAGAACUUCCCAGAACCACGACUUUUCUUCUUCGCAAAAGCUAGAAGCAAGCGAUUCGCGUCCUCCGGGGAGCGCUACUUCUUCGUCUUACCCUUCCCUUGAUGCUGAGAAGAAGAGGGUGGAAGAGUACAGUUUUUCCACUCUAGCACCGAACAGUUCAACUGCCGAGUCGGUCAGAAUCGAAAGCGAGCAACCUGCGAAAACGGAGAAAACUUCGCCCGAAUCACCUAGGAUGUCGGGUUGUCGUGGAAUUGAGUCAUCUAAGGGGCCGAAAGAGGGCAUUGAGGGACUCAAUUUGAAUUUGGAUGGUGGAUGUGGCGAUACUGCAGAUGGAAGAUCAGAAUCCAAGUUGGGUGUUGAUAAACACGAUUCUGCUUCUACAAGAGUGAUGUCUGUUGUUUCCGGGGGCAACGGCCAGCACAAGUUUGAGAUUGAUCUGAUGGCUCUUCCGCCUAUGACCUUAUCUCCUGAAAGGGAUAGCUUUUCGAUGGGUGAAGAUGGUGUCAAGGUAGAAAGUAUCGUUGACCAAGACAAAACUCUGGGAGGAAUUGAGGAGGUGGAGAUAAAAGAUUUGGAUCAGCUGAAUAAACAUAAUGACCUAGCAAUGAACCAUGAAUUGAAUAGGAAGGAUAGGAAUAAGGAACAACCUACCACUACAUCGACAAAUCCCAACGUGGAGAAAACUGUUCAAUCUAGUUCAAUGCCUUUGUCAACAGCUGUAUCAGAAAGGCCUAGCAGUCUCUCUUCUCUUGGAUACAUGCCGCCCUUGGACGCAGUGGUGAAGACGGAUAUAACCACAAGAUCGUCAACAGCCCCACAGCAUGCAAAUUUUGUUGUCUCACAACCUCGACCGAAGAGAUGUGCAACCCAUCAUUACAUUGCUCGUAACAUCUUUGUGCACCAGCAGUGUGCAAUGGUCAAUACCUUUUUCCCAUUAACUAUGGGCUCCGGUCCUGUGUGUGACGCAAAGCACAACAAUGCCAAUCAACUGCACUCUGCUGAAAGUGUGGUUGUCGGGAAACAAUCUCAUAAACACUCGCCAGGCCCAAACCAAAAUGCUGCACAAGAGAAAGGAUGGGCUGCGACAAGUGAUUGUAGUCUUGCUGCAGUUAGAAGUUCUGGUCCUGCCAACCCAAUGGAUUCAACACAAAUGAAGCGGCUAGUGCUUCACCAAGGUCCACAUUCAGGGUCUGCUAAUGUAGUGCAUGGUCCUGCUUUCCUCUUUCCUCUGGGUCAGCAUCAAGCAUCCGUAAUAACAGGUACUAGUCAGGCAGGUGGUGUGAGCUCCACCAGCAGUGCUUCCUCAUCUAACAAAUUCCACAGUGCACCUGGAUCGGCUGGUACCUCAACAAUGCCUGCAGUUGCUGCUGCAAUGAGCUUUAGCUACCCAAAUUUGUCAGCCAAUGAUGCUCCAUAUAUGAGAGUAGUUCAAAAUAGUGGGUAUCCGUUCUCAUUUUCAACUCAUCUUGAAGCAUCUGCUGCUAUCAGAGGUGCAAGCCCUGCACAAUCACCGCCUAUGCUCAAUGCGCCUUUGUACUCUUCUCAUAUGUUUCCCCCUCUUCAGUAUCCACAGCAGCAUCCGCACUCCCAACCACUGGUACAACCAAGUUAUCUUAAUGCAAGCACUUCAAGUGCUUCAUCAUCAUCUCAUAAGCAGUCACAGGGAACACAAGUUAACAGCAACAGUGUUCUGACAUCCACGACUAUGCAACUACAGCAGUCACAAAAGCAUCACACCUCCCUGUCUCAUCCUCGCAAGCACGAGACUGGGAUGGCUGGGGAAAAUGCUACAUCUGUCGCUAGUGGAACAGCUUACUCACAAAAGAAGGCAUUUGGGCAGAACUUCACGAUUCCAGUUCAGCCACUGAGCCAUUCGUUCACGCCAUCUACAACAUCAGAUAGUCUUGGUGGCAACAGUGGAAAUUUUGGUGACAAGCAGCAACAGCAACAGGCUUUGAAGGGGGGAGUUGAGCAAAUACCAUCUCAAGCAUUUGCAUUAUCAUUUGCUGCUUAUAAUGGGACCAGUCUUCCUUCAAAUCUUAACUUCUCAACCAUGACACCAAAUCCAGUGAUAUUUCAAAGCCUGCCUGAUAUUGCAUGGCCAGGAUAUCAAGCUGCAAGUACAUCUCAUACGACCCAGCAGAAGAUGUAUUCUAUUACCGAAGGGAAGAGUGGAGGGAAUUCUUCCCACCGAGAUGAUGAAAAGAAAGCCACUUCUGGGAAGCCGUCAACCAAUGGACCAAUGACCCUUGUUUUUGACAAUUCAUCCAACAAUCUUAACUUCGUUUCAUCUCCUAUGACUGGAAACUGGCCUAGUCGUUCCAUCACUUCAACUGCAACAACCACAAGUUUUCCUCUUUCUAGUAUAGUUUCAACUUCUCAACCGCCACCACAGGUGCUUCAUCUUCAGCAGCAACCUGCUGUGGCUACUCGAUAUAAAGCAUCGUCAACUAAUGCUGCUGCUACUACAAAAAUUUUAAACUGUCCCCCGGUUUAUUCACAAACUCAAACUCUGUCCAAAAAUUCUAACCAAACGUCUCAGUCAAAGAAUUUAGGAAGAACAACUCCGGAUUCUCAGGUGCAUAACAAUAUUAUAACAUCUACCACCCCAACUCAGCAGAGUUUUUCUCAUGAACAAGGAAGAGCUAUAAAGGGUCAUACGCAAAUAUCUUUUGGGGGAAAUUUCAUAUCUUCCUUGCCACUACAAGGGCAGCAGCUAUUGAAUAACAGCCAGCAUCUGAGUACAACAGUUGCAGGGACUCCACCUAGUGUGGGCAACUUGACAAAUUCCCAGGGGAGCAAAGUUAGUUCAGCAAUGAACACUUCGCAGCUGCAACAAACUGAGAAUUCAUCUUCUGGGACUGGCCAAAAAUCUUCCCCAGUUUGUGGGAGAAAUGUCCCAUCGAUCUUGAGCUCGUGCCCCAGCCACCUAUCUGAACUGAAGUAUUAGAAAUCAAUCAGUGCACUCCAUCAAAGACAAAAAAGGGAAUUCUCUGCAAUCCCACUCUUUUCAGCACAUGGAGGUCCUUGCUGCUACUGGUUCUUUUUCAAAAUGCACUGUGUUAUCUUAAUUGUGGUUAAGCACACCCGUGUAUAUAUCUUGCAGUAUAAAAAGCUCACGCCUCGAGCAAUUUCCAAUGAAGAUUGAGGACAAACUUUUGGUUUGGCAGCUUAUGUGAUUAUAUUCCUUAUGGGGAGGUACGGAUGCUCUGGGGUGAUGGAAUAUUUAUUAUCCUGCGGUUCUGUUUUUUUGUAGAGGUGACAAUAAUAUAGGUUGAAGUGAAAGAGAAAUCUGAUGUGGGCACCCCAAUCUGAUGAUAAUAUUCAACGUCGUGACAGAACAGGUGCCGCCACUUUUGCUGGUGAGUGAUGGAUAAUGAAAGGAAGUGGGGAUACGUUGGGCCUACAAUUUUGAAAUCGAAGUAGGGAUUACUAUCUUAUACUACUGACUAGACGCCUAUUGCAUGUUCACGUGGUCUUAUUAUUUGACGCGUUAGACGCAAUUCUGACAUGUAGAUAAAUCAUAUCAUUAUGUGUUUUUUUUGUCCCUAUAGCAAGAAGUGUACUUCAAAAAUAAAAUCAUUUUUUAUAAAAAAAGUCUUUGGUUUUUGCUUUCCCUUUUGUUAUCAUGUUUUUGGUAGAUUGGAGUGGCGGUGAUUGGAAAUU
This is a messenger RNA of Abrus precatorius (Indian licorice), 4455 nucleotides long. RefSeq names its product protein TIME FOR COFFEE-like. The transcript has 11 exons. Gene Ontology annotation, biological process: regulation of circadian rhythm. The record is from RefSeq and is a predicted model, not a curated record. The coding region runs from base 245 to 3739 and encodes 1164 amino acids. Lineage: Eukaryota; Viridiplantae; Streptophyta; Magnoliopsida; Fabales; Fabaceae. Gene Ontology annotation, cellular component: nucleus.